GAAAUUACGCAUCUUAUUUCAAAAUCAACACAAACCGAUAUUUUAAAUGUUUAUAAUCAUUCACCUAUCGUCGCAGCUGUUCAAACUCGUGCUAUGAAAUUACGAAAUCAAACUUUAAAUGAUAUUACCGAGAUACCAAAAUUAACAUCUGAUUCUCUAAAUACUUCUACUGAAGAGAAUCGCAUUAUUCCAUUUUCAAUUGAAGAAUUAAUACAAGCUCAACAGAAUGAUAAUUAUGCAAAAAAUAUUCUAAACAAUAUCAAGAAAUAUAAAAAUUAUAUUAUAAAAGAUAAUCUUUUAAUGCGAAGAUUAAAUCGUCCCGUUCCUUAUGUACCACAAGGUAAUCUUCGAAAAACAAUUUUACAUAUUUAUCAUGAUACUGCAGCAAAUGGUGCGCAUUUCGGAAGAGAUAAAACAAUAUAUAAAAUUAAACAACGUUAUUUUUGGCCCUCAAUGUACAAAGACAUUAAUAAUUAUGUUAAAUCAUGUAUUUUAUGUGCUCAAUAUAAUCCUCGUCGACACAAACCUCCCGGUCGAUUACAACCAACUCAACCUCCAGACGGCGUAUGGCAGUUAGUUUCUAUGGAUUUUCACGGUCCUAUUAAUCCAACAUCUCGACGUGGAAACAAAUACAUUAUAUGUCUUACUGAUAUUUUAUCAAAAUUCGUUGUUACAAAAGCAGUACGUGAUAAUACUGCAUACACAGUAGUUAAGUUUCUUAAAGAAGAUAUUAUUUCAAAAUUUGGUACACCUCGAUGUAUUUUAACAGACAACGGCACUCAUUUCACAGCAACAAUUAUGAAUGAAUUAAUUAAGCAAAUUGGAUCAACGCAUUUAUAUUCAACCCCAUAUCAUCCUCAAUCCAAUGGUCAAGUUGAAAGAUACAAUUCAACAAUGGAUGCAAAACUUGCUGCCUUAUCCAAUAUACAAAAAACAGAUUGGGAUGAUCAAUUACCAUUUGUAACUUUUAAUUACAAUACAUCGAUCCAUGCCGCAACCAAACAGAUUCCAUUCGAAAUGAUGUAUGGUCGACCACCAAUAUUACCAUUUGAUUAUCAAGACGAUAAUGUUACCAUUCAACAUGAUGAUGAACACGUGAAAAAACUUCAUCAAUUUUUAACAAAAUUAAAUGAACAAGCAAAAAUCAAUAUUAUUAAAAACCAACAACGCUAUAAACAACAUUACGAUGCAAAUCGUUCUGAUCCAUCAUAUAACAUUGGUGAUCUUGUUCUCGUCAAGACACCUCACAUGUAUUCAAGAUUCAAUAUUCGUUAUGAAGGUCCAUUCAGAAUUAUAAAAAAGCUUGCACCAAAGACAUUUAUCGUACAACACAUCAAGAAACAAACAUUACAUCGUCAAGUUACAACUGAUGUGUUACUUCCAAUCUUUGAACGCAUUCACUAA
Rotaria sp. Silwood2 is the source of this 1404-nucleotide messenger RNA. The record is from the annotation of a GenBank genome assembly. Lineage: Eukaryota; Metazoa; Rotifera; Eurotatoria; Philodinida; Philodinidae.